AUGGCAACCUUCAUGAACGUUUCGACCCUUUCGACAGUCUUUGCAAGCGCUCUGCUUUCGUCCGAGUCCUUGCCAGAGCUCGUAAAGCUUAAUUCAGUACGCUUGGCAGAGGCUUAUAAUACACUGACGAGCUUCUUCGACCGUUAUGGCAUCUACUAUAUCCCUUGUCAUGCAGGUCAUUUCAUGCUGGCAAAGCUGGCCCCACAAGCGAGCAGUUGGGAUGAUGAAGCUGCACUCAUAAUUCGACUAGGUGAAGCAGGAGUGCUAGUCAGUCCAGGUCAAGCUUAUCAUGUGGUUGAAAAAGGCUGGGCGCGAGUCAGCUUCGCAGUGGAAAGGGCGACUCUGAAAGAAGCUAUAAGGAGAAUGAAAGAUCAUGUCAAAUGA
Molecule: messenger RNA, 384 nt
Organism: Letharia columbiana
Lineage: Eukaryota; Fungi; Ascomycota; Lecanoromycetes; Lecanorales; Parmeliaceae
Exons: 2
Coding region: 1-384 (127 amino acids)
Biological process (GO): amino acid metabolic process
Molecular function (GO): transaminase activity
Source: RefSeq, a predicted model, not a curated record